Messenger RNA from Aspergillus mulundensis, 3141 nucleotides. Its product is annotated as putative beta-galactosidase. NCBI's taxonomy places the organism in Eukaryota, Fungi, Ascomycota, Eurotiomycetes, Eurotiales, Aspergillaceae. Gene Ontology annotation, molecular function: carbohydrate binding; beta-galactosidase activity. The coding region runs from base 1 to 3141 and encodes 1046 amino acids. The record is from RefSeq and is a predicted model, not a curated record. Gene Ontology annotation, cellular component: beta-galactosidase complex. The transcript is spliced from 3 exons. Gene Ontology annotation, biological process: lactose catabolic process.
AUGUCACCAACAACAGCCAGCCCCAACGACUGGGAAAACCCGGCCAUCUUCCAGCGCAACCGCCUGAAGCCCCGCGCGUACUGGAUCCCGCAGACCUCGCUGCUGCUCAACGGGAACUGGGACUUCAAUUACGUCUCGUCGCCGCGUCUUGCGCCUUCGCCGGCCAACGCUAAAACACAGAGCGGAGGCGAAGGUGAAGGUGAAGACGACGUCGAUUGGAAGUCCAUCCCCGUCCCCAGCCACUGGCAGCUACACGGGUACGGGAAACCCAACUACACAAACGUGAUCUUCCCGUUCCCCGUGAACCCGCCGUUUGUGCCGAGCGAGAAUCCCACGGGGACGUAUAAGCGACUCUUCCAUGUCCCUUCGAGCUGGGAUGCGGAUGCGCAGAUAAGAUUGCGGUUUGAUGGCGUGGACAGCGCGUACCAUGUCUUCGUGAAUGGGGUCGAGGUUGGGUAUGCGCAGGGGAGCCGCAAUCCGGCGGAGUUUGAUGUGACUCACCUUGUUGAGCGGACAGGCGAGAAUGAGGUGCUCGUUAGGGUUUACCAGUGGUGUGAUGGGAGUUAUAUUGAGGAUCAGGAUCAGUGGUGGUUGAGUGGUAUAUUCCGCGAUGUGACGCUCAUUGCGUUUCCUUCUGCUGCAAGGAUCGAGGACUUUCGGGUUGAGACUACGCUUGAUGAGGAGUAUGUUGAUGCGGAGCUGCAUGUUACUGUUGAUAUCGCUGCGACAGAGAGCAGCACCAUAUCCAUCACCCUCUUCGACCCAUUCAACGAGCACGACAUAAUCGCACGCGAAGAACAAGAGAUCCCCGAAACAGGGACAUACACCUUCACCCUCCCCGUGUCCAACCCUCGCAAAUGGACCGCCGAAACGCCCUCCCUCUACAACCUGGCCAUAACCCUAUCCACCACGUCAAAAAGCUUACAAGAACUAACGCACCGCAUCGGCUUCCGCACCGUCGAAAUCAAAAACGGCAAUCUCACCGUCAACGGAACCCCCCUCCUCAUCCGCGGCGUCAACAGACACGACCACCACCCGCUGCACGGCCGCGCCGUCCCAACCCCCUUCCUCAGACAAGACCUCCUCCUAAUGAAAAAGCACAACAUCAACUCCGUCCGCUGCUGCCACUACCCCUCGACCCCAGCGCUCUUCCCCCUCUGCGACGAGCUCGGGCUGUGGGUAAUGGACGAAGCAGACCUAGAGUGCCACGGGUUCUACGACGCCGUGGCCCGCCCCCUCGAUAUACCAGAGCGCAUGGACUACGAGGAGCGCAAGAAGCUGACGUUCGCGCAGGCGGCGGAGUACACGACCAACAACGGGCAGUGGCGAGAAGCGUACGUGGACCGUGCGGCGCAGAUGGUGGCGCGCGACCGGAACCACGCGUGUGUGGUGAUUUGGAGUCUGGGGAACGAGGCGUUCUACGGAGAGAAUCAUGGCGCUAUGUACAGCUUUAUCAAAGAGGUUGACUCCAGCAGACCGGUGCACUAUGAGGGCGAUGUGCAUGCAAAGACGGCCGAUAUGUACAGCUACAUGUACCCGUCCGUAGCGCGGCUCAGCAGGCUGGCGGUUGAAGAGGGGGAUAGCUUUGAGAAGCCGAUUGUCCUCUGCGAGUAUGGGCAUGCGAUGGGGAAUGCACCUGGCGGACUGGAGGAGUAUAUGGAUGCGUUCCGGGCUCAUCGGCGGCUGCAGGGGGGCUGGAUUUGGGAGUGGGCGAAUCAUGGCUUGUGGGUGCAGGAGAAGGGGUACUAUGCGUAUGGAGGGGAUUUCGGGGAUGAGCCGAAUGAUGGGAGUUUUGUGCUAGAUGGGUUGUUGUAUAGUGAUCAUACGCCGACGCCCGGGUUGACGGAGCUGAAGAAGGCGUAUGAGCCGGUUAAGGGGUGGGUUGAGGGGGGUGAGAUUGUGGUGAGGAAUUUGUUUGAUUUUGUUGGGCUUGAGGGGGUUCAGGCUGGGUAUAGGGUUGAGUGUUUUGGGGAGGGGACGAAGCUCAUCGAUGCCGGGACACUCGAGAUACCUCAUAUCAAGCCCGGCGAGACAGGGCGCAUCCCCUUCCCAGCAUCAUUAUCCGACAAGAAUGCACCUGGCUCUGAGACGUGGCUGACUGUGUCCUUCACAACCAAACACGCAACACCAGGUCUAGAAGCGAACCACGAGAUCGCCUGGUUCCAACACCGUCUGGACGACGUAUCCCCGUCUCUUGCCACCGUGACACCAACAGCGGCCUUUGCCAUCAAGACUCACUCAACAAAGUCCCACCACGUCAUAACCGGCACGGACUUCAGCAUCACAUUCUCGCGCACAACCGGCCUCCUCACAAGCUGGCGCAUCCACAACCAGGAAAUCCUCUCCGACUCGACCACCCCCAGUCUAACCCCGGGUUUCUGGCGCCCACCAACAGACAACGACAUCCCCUACGACCUAGGCGAGUGGCGGCGCUACGGGCUCGACACACUCACAUCCAGCCUCCGGGACUUAAGUAUCACGCAAGCCAACGAGUCCACCAUCACCCUGACAAGCGAGACAUUCAUCGCCCCACCAAUCCUGGCCUGGGGGUUCGAAACCUCAACAACAUACACCAUCACCGGCGACGGCGCCCUAGCCGUAAAAGUACACACCAAGCCCACCGGAUCCAAACCCAUCGACGUCCCCCGCAUCGGACUCGAUCUCCUCCUAUCGCAUGACCUAGACAAUGCGUCCUGGUUCGGUCUAGGCCCCGGCGAAUCCUACGCCGACAAAAAGCGCUCUCAGAAACUCGGCGUUUACACUGCAACUACAGACGAGCUACAUACGCCGUACGAAGUCCCCCAGGAAGGCGGGAAUCGGAUGGAGACGCGGUGGCUGCGGCUGGUUAAUCGGCGGGGCUGGGGGGUGAGGGUUAUUCGCGAUCCUGACGACGAAGGCGAAGAGGAUGAUGGGGGGAAGGUGUUUCAGUGGGUUGCGACCCGGUAUAGUCCCAAGGCUGUGGAGAAUGCUAAGCAUGCGAAUGAGCUUGUUCGCGAACAGAAAGUAAGGGUGAGGCUUGAUGUUGGGAGUUGUGGUGUUGGGACGGGGGCUUGUGGGCCGCGGACGCUGGAAAAAUAUCGGGUGACUUGUGAAGAGAGGGCGUUUGGGUUUCGGGUUGAGCCGUUUUUUGGACGGGUUUGA